CAAAAUUAUGUUAAAUAACCUGCAGCAGUUGUACAAGGAAAGCAACAGACUUUGCUACGAUAUCGAUGGAAAGAUAAACGAGGUCUACUGCGGCUUCCAAGAAAGAAGUGAUCUUGAUGGUACAGUCGAUAUGAUCAGGAACAAGAUCGGUAUAUUUCAAGAUCAAAUCGACAAAAUUAAGAGAGAUUACCAACAAUUGGUGUCCUCAGGGGAGAUCACAGGAAAUAAUGAGUACCACUGGGAGAGAAAAAUUGGCAGGCUUGAGAAAUCACUUAAAACCAUGCCACAAACAUUAGAUAAAGCUGUCAAAAAUCAGACUAGAAGUAUGGAGCAAACCCAAUGGAAAGAUAGUAUUGAGAGAAGAAAUAGAAACCAAGAGGAACUUAAAAAGCAAUCUGAGAAUAUUAAAGCCUCCCUUGAGUACUCUGAUAAUAUCCAAAAUCAAGGAAACUCCAUUCUUGAAAGCUUAAAUGCUCAAGGAGAGGUAUUAAAGAAAGUUAAGCUUAGGACAUUCCAAUUCCUUAAUGUCCUUGGUGUAUCAGGAUCCAUUAUGAGGUUGAUUGAUAGAAGGGGAAGAGAAGAUAACCUCAUAGUGAUCGGCCUCUGUUUCCUAACGUUGAUAAUGAUGUACAUUGCAUAUUACUAUAUCAAGCCAAUGUUUAGCUUUUCAUAAGUAAUCUUACUAAUUAAUCCUCAUAAAUCCUACUCAUCUGACUUCUUCA
Molecule: messenger RNA, 722 nt
Organism: Moneuplotes crassus
Lineage: Eukaryota; Ciliophora; Spirotrichea; Euplotida; Euplotidae
Source: the annotation of a GenBank genome assembly